Dentiscutata heterogama is the source of this 1044-nucleotide messenger RNA. Lineage: Eukaryota; Fungi; Glomeromycota; Glomeromycetes; Diversisporales; Gigasporaceae. The record is from the annotation of a GenBank genome assembly.
AUGGCUAAUACUAAAGCAAACGAGACAGAUAACCAGAAUAUGGCCAUUGAUGAUGUAGAGGUUAAGUCAAAUGCUAAUAAACCUGUCAAUCCAUGGAAACUUAUAACAUCGUUAGAGAGGUAUCAAGCAAUGACCUUCAUCGCAACAUUUCUUGGAUGGACUUUAGAUGCCUUCGAUUUCUUCACUGUUUCGUUUGCUUUACCAUAUAUUGCUGCUGAAUUUCAAAUGAAACCAUCUGAUAUUGCUACAAGUAUUAUUGUAACAUUAUUACUACGUCCUGUUUGUGCAUUAAUUUUUGGUAUAUUGGCUGAUAAAUAUGGCAGAAAAUAUCCAUUAAUGGCGGAUAUCAUCUUGUAUAGCGUGGUGGAAUUAGCUUCCGGAUUUGCUCCUAAUUUUCAAGUUUUUGUAGCAUUAAGAGCUAUUUUUGGAAUUGCGAUGGGUGGUGAGUGGGGCUUAGGUGCAGCUUUAGCGAUGGAAGCUUUACCACCUGAAUGUCGCUAUCCAACUGGUUACUUAAUUGCUGCUAUAUUUUACUAUGCUGUAAUUAAGACUCUUGGUUGGCGUGCAAUGUUUUGGAUUGGUACUCAGGAUCUUUUCCCCACGUUUCUUAAAACACAACUCUUAUUUUCUCCAGCUGGUGCUUUUUUACCUUUAAUAGCUAUUCCUGUUAAUAAAUCACUUGUGACUUUUGGUGCUUUUGCUGUUUAUUUCUUUGUUCAGGGUGCUUAUGGUAUUUUACCUGCACAUUUGAAUGAAUUAUUACCACCACGUUAUCGCGGAACAUUCCCAGGAUUAACUUAUCAUUUGGGUGCCUUGAUCGCUUCCUCAUCCGCUCAGAUUGAAGCAUCACUGGGUGAAGCAUUUCCUAAAGGUGGUGUACCUGAUUAUGGAUUGGUUGUAGCGGUUAUGUCUGCAUGUGCUAUGGUUGUUGUAAUUAUAUUUAUUUCCACUGGAGGCGAACAGAAACAUUUGAAUUUCAUGGAAGAAGCAGAAAUUAGUCUUGAAGAAGACAUAGAAGUUGUUGACAGUAAAAAUGUUCAGUAA